Molecule: messenger RNA, 1181 nt
Organism: Telopea speciosissima
Lineage: Eukaryota; Viridiplantae; Streptophyta; Magnoliopsida; Proteales; Proteaceae
Product: AUGMIN subunit 7-like
Exons: 9
Coding region: 16-1008 (330 amino acids)
Biological process (GO): centrosome cycle; spindle assembly
Cellular component (GO): HAUS complex
Molecular function (GO): microtubule minus-end binding
Source: RefSeq, a predicted model, not a curated record
AAGGAAGAGAGUGAAAUGGCGGCAAAGCAAAUGGAAGAGAUACAGAAGAAAUUGGCAAUGCUUAAUUAUCCAAGAGCAAAUGUUCCAGCACAAUCCCUCCUCUUCGCUGGCAUGGAGAGAUACUCCCUUCUGGAGUGGCUUUUCUUCAGGCUCUUGGGUGAUAAGUCGCCCUUUUCCCAACAAAACUCUCAAGGUGAUGGCGUGGACCGUGAUGAAGAAACAGGGCGGAUCCAGUAUUUGGCAGAGAUUGCAAAGUUUUUGGGUAUUACAUCUACUAUAGAUACUGAAGCUAUCCAAGGGCGAGGUAGCUAUGAAGAUCGUGCUGAAAUGCUUCGACUUAUUGUAGAUCUUGUGGAGGCAAGCUGCUAUGCUGAUAACUCUGAAUGGAGUGUGGAUGAGCAAGUGACAAAGGACAUACAACUUAUAGAUUCCAUUGCUGAGAAACAAGCUCAAAUUUUCUCUGAAGAAUGCAAGCUGUUUCCUGCUGAUGUUCAGAUUCAAUCCAUAUUCCCAUUGCCGGAUGUUUCUGAAUUGGAAUUAAAGCUUUCAGAACAGUCAAAGAAGCUGUUGAAUCUUCAGCAGAUGGUUGAUGAUUUGGCAUCAAAGUAUGCUUACAAUCCAGAUGAGGAUUAUCUAGACGUUGAAGCAAAACUGAGGGAGCAUCUGGAAUCUUUUCUCGGGACUGCAAGAACCUUCAAUCUGAUCUACACCAAGGAAAUUCGUCCAUGGACCCAUAUGAUGGAAGUACCACAGUUGCAUGGCUUUGGGCCAGCUGCCAAUCGCUUGUUGGAGGCUUAUAAAACACUUUUGAAGUUUCUGUGGAACUUGAGGAAUCUCAAAGAUUCACAUGCUGCUGUUGCCGUAGGAUCAGCUGAAUCCGCAGCAGAUGAACCCUCUUCUGUCACAAGAAUAAUUGCUGAGUGUGAGUCAGCAUUGACAUUUUUGAAUCGUGAUCUUGGGAUCCUUUCUGCUUCUGUUGCUCGAGAACAAGGUGAAGAGGCAAACUAAGAUGUAGAGUCCCCAGCAUGUGGGUGCAUGUACAUACUGUCUAACUCUCUUCAGGACAAGUUUGUAAAUGGAAUGUUCUGUUUUAUUAUAUUUGGUUAUGACCGGAAUGAGCAUUAAUUGCUGGUUUAAUUAGAGAAAUGCACUCAACUUAACUAAUCCUUUUCCCAACUAAA